Messenger RNA from Neomonachus schauinslandi (Hawaiian monk seal), 5953 nucleotides. RefSeq names its product chromodomain helicase DNA binding protein 5 (gene CHD5). NCBI's taxonomy places the organism in Eukaryota, Metazoa, Chordata, Mammalia, Carnivora, Phocidae. The coding region runs from base 1 to 5907 and encodes 1968 amino acids. Gene Ontology annotation, biological process: chromatin remodeling; negative regulation of transcription by RNA polymerase II. The record is from RefSeq and is a predicted model, not a curated record. Gene Ontology annotation, cellular component: nucleus; NuRD complex; chromatin. The transcript is spliced from 41 exons. Gene Ontology annotation, molecular function: chromatin binding; ATP binding; ATP-dependent chromatin remodeler activity.
AUGGGAUGGGGUUGCCACAGCAACAGACUGGACGUCACAAUCCGGGCAUGUGUGCCGCCCCCCCGCCGUGCCGCCGUGCCGCCGGCGCUGCCGCCGCCACCCUCGGCCGGCUGCGGGACUCGGGCUGCGGGGCGCGAAGAAGAAGAUGGGGGCCUCGGAGGCUUUGAUGACUAUUUCCCUGAGGAGCCCGUGGGCCUUCCCAAGAAGAAGAAAUCCAAGAAGCUCAAGGAGAACCGGUCCAAAGGGAAGCGGAAGAAGAAAGAGGGGAGCAAUGAUGAGCUGUCAGAAAAUGAAGAGGAUCUGGAAGAGAAGUCGGAGAGUGAGGGCAGUGACUACUCCCCUAAUAAAAAGAAGAAGAAAAAGCUCAAGGACAAGAAGGAGAAAAAAGCCAAGCGAAAAAGGAAGGAUGAUGACGAGGAUGAUAAUGACGACGGGUGUCUAAAGGAGCCCAAGUCCUCGGGGCAGCUGAUGGCCGAGUGGGGCCUGGAUGACGUGGAGUACCUGUUCUCGGAGGCGGACUACCACACGCUGACCAACUACAAGGCCUUCAGCCAGUUCCUCAGGCCGCUCAUUGCCAAGAAGAACCCGAAGAUCCCCAUGUCCAAAAUGAUGACCGUUCUGGGAGCCAAGUGGCGGGAGUUCAGCGCCAACAACCCUUUCAAGGGGAGCUCGGCAGCAGCAGCUGCAGCGGCGGUGGCCGCGGCCGUGGAGACCGUCACCAUCGCCCCUCCGCUGGCCAUCAGCCCCCAGCAGGCACCCCAGCCUGUACCUAUCCGCAAGGCCAAGACCAAGGAGGGCAAGGGGCCAGGAGUGAGGAAGAAGAUCAAAGGGUCCAAGGAUGCGAAGAAAAAGGGCAAGGGGAGAAAGGUAGCCGGGCUCAAGUUCCGCUUUGGAGGGAUCAGCAACAAGAGGAAGAAAGGCUCCUCGAGCGAGGAAGAUGAGCGGGAGGAGUCAGACUUCGACAGCGCCAGCAUCCACAGCUCCUCCAUGCGCUCUGAGGGCUCCACAGCCCUGGGGAAGAAGAGCAAGAGGCGGCGCAAGAAGAAGAGGAUUGACGAUGGUGAUGGCUACGAGACGGACCACCAGGACUACUGUGAGGUGUGCCAGCAGGGCGGGGAGAUUAUCCUGUGUGACACCUGCCCGCGGGCCUACCACCUCGUCUGCCUUGAUCCAGAGCUGGAGAAGGCUCCCGAGGGCAAGUGGAGCUGUCCCCACUGUGAGAAGGAGGGGAUCCAGUGGGAGCCGAAGGACGAUGAGGACGACGAGGAGGAGGGCGGCUGCGAGGAGGAGGAGGACGACCACAUGGAGUUCUGCCGCGUGUGCAAGGACGGGGGUGAACUGCUCUGCUGCGACGCGUGCCCCUCCUCCUACCACCUGCACUGCCUCAACCCGCCGCUGCCCGAGAUCCCAAACGGUGAAUGGCUCUGCCCGCGCUGUACUUGCCCCCCGCUGAAAGGCAAAGUCCAGCGGAUCCUACACUGGAGGUGGACAGAGCCCCCUGCCCCCUUCGUGGUGGGGCUGCCGGGGCCCGACGUGGAGCCUGGUGUCCCCCCACCCAAGCCCCUGGAGGGCAUCCCGGAGAGAGAGUUCUUUGUCAAGUGGGCUGGGCUCUCCUACUGGCACUGCUCCUGGGUGAAGGAGCUUCAGCUGGAGCUAUACCACACGGUCAUGUACCGCAACUACCAAAGAAAGAACGACAUGGACGAGCCGCCGCCCUUUGACUAUGGCUCUGGCGAUGAGGAUGGCAAGAGCGAGAAAAGGAAGAAUAAGGACCCUCUCUAUGCCAAGAUGGAGGAGCGCUUCUACCGCUACGGCAUCAAGCCCGAGUGGAUGAUGAUCCACCGCAUCCUGAACCACAGCUUCGACAAGAAGGGGGAUGUGCACUACCUGAUCAAGUGGAAAGACCUGCCCUAUGACCAGUGCACCUGGGAGAUCGACGACAUCGAUAUCCCCUACUAUGACAACCUGAAGCAGGCCUACUGGGGCCACAGGGAGCUGAUGCUGGGUGAGGAUGCUAGGCUGCCCAAGAGGCUGGUCAAGAAGGGCAAGAAGCUGAAGGAUGAUAAACAGGAGAAGCCACCAGACACACCCAUUGUGGAUCCCACGGUCAAGUUUGACAAGCAGCCUUGGUACAUUGACUCCACGGGAGGCACACUGCACCCAUACCAGCUGGAGGGCCUCAACUGGCUGCGCUUCUCCUGGGCCCAGGGCACAGACACCAUCCUGGCUGAUGAGAUGGGGCUGGGCAAGACUGUGCAGACCAUCGUCUUCCUCUACUCCCUGUACAAGGAGGGGCACUCCAAGGGGCCCUACCUGGUCAGCGCGCCCCUGUCCACCAUCAUCAACUGGGAGCGUGAGUUUGAGAUGUGGGCACCUGACUUCUAUGUGGUCACCUACACGGGGGACAAGGAGAGCCGCUCCGUGAUCCGGGAGAAUGAGUUUUCUUUUGAGGACAACGCCAUUCGGAGUGGGAAGAAGGUGUUCCGCAUGAAGAAAGAAGUGCAGAUCAAAUUUCAUGUCCUGCUCACCUCCUACGAGCUCAUCACCAUCGACCAGGCCAUUCUGGGCUCCAUCGAGUGGGCCUGCCUAGUGGUGGACGAGGCCCACCGGCUCAAGAACAACCAGUCCAAGUUCUUUAGGGUCUUGAACAGCUACAAGAUCGAUUAUAAGCUGCUGCUGACGGGGACCCCCCUUCAGAACAACCUAGAGGAGCUGUUCCAUCUCCUCAACUUCCUGACUCCAGAGAGGUUCAACAAUCUGGAGGGCUUCCUGGAGGAGUUUGCCGAUAUCUCCAAGGAAGACCAGAUCAAGAAGCUACACGACCUGCUGGGGCCACACAUGCUGAGGCGGCUCAAGGCUGAUGUAUUCAAGAACAUGCCGGCCAAGACCGAGCUGAUCGUUCGUGUGGAGCUGAGCCAGAUGCAGAAGAAGUACUACAAGUUCAUCCUCACGCGGAACUUCGAGGCACUCAACUCCAAGGGGGGUGGGAACCAGGUGUCGCUGCUCAACAUCAUGAUGGAUCUGAAGAAGUGUUGCAACCACCCCUACCUCUUCCCCGUGGCCGCCGUGGAGGCCCCUGUCUUGCCCAAUGGCUCCUAUGAUGGCAGCUCCCUGGUCAAGUCUUCAGGCAAGCUCAUGCUUCUGCAGAAGAUGCUCAAGAAGCUGAGGGACGAAGGGCACCGUGUGCUCAUCUUCUCCCAGAUGACCAAGAUGCUGGACCUUCUGGAGGACUUCCUGGAGUAUGAGGGCUACAAGUAUGAGCGGAUUGAUGGUGGCAUCACUGGGGGCCUCCGACAAGAGGCGAUCGACAGAUUCAAUGCCCCUGGGGCGCAGCAGUUCUGCUUCCUUCUCUCCACCCGGGCGGGGGGCCUGGGCAUCAACUUGGCCACAGCAGACACCGUCAUCAUCUACGACUCGGACUGGAAUCCACACAAUGACAUCCAGGCCUUCAGCCGUGCCCAUCGCAUCGGACAGAACAAGAAGGUGAUGAUCUACCGCUUCGUGACUCGGGCCUCGGUGGAGGAGCGCAUCACACAGGUGGCCAAGCGCAAGAUGAUGCUCACCCACCUGGUGGUACGGCCCGGCCUCGGCUCCAAGUCCGGCUCCAUGACCAAGCAGGAGCUGGAUGACAUCCUCAAGUUCGGCACAGAAGAGCUCUUCAAGGACGACGUGGAGGGCAUGAUGUCUCAGGGCCAGAGGCCGGUCACGCCCAUCCCUGAUGUCCAGUCCUCCAAAGGGGGAGCCCUGGCUGCCAGCGCCAAGAAGAAGCAUGGCAGCACCCCGCCAGGCGACAACAAGGACGUGGAGGACAGCAGUGUGAUCCACUAUGACGAUGCGGCCAUCUCCAAGCUGCUGGACCGAAACCAGGACGCCACGGACGACACGGAGCUGCAGAAUAUGAACGAGUACCUGAGCUCCUUCAAGGUGGCGCAGUACGUGGUGCGCGAGGAGGACGGCGUGGAGGAGGUGGAGAGGGAGAUCAUCAAGCAGGAGGAGAACGUGGACCCCGACUACUGGGAGAAGCUCCUGCGGCACCACUACGAGCAGCAGCAGGAGGACCUGGCCCGCAAUCUGGGCAAGGGCAAGCGCAUCCGCAAGCAGGUCAACUACAAUGACGCCUCCCAGGAGGACCAGGAGUGGCAGGACGAGCUCUCAGAUAACCAGUCCGAAUAUUCCAUUGGCUCCGAGGAUGAGGACGAGGACUUUGAGGAAAGGCCAGAAGGGCAGAGUGGACGGCGACAAUCCAGGAGGCAGCUGAAGAGCGACAGGGACAAGCCCCUGCCACCUCUUCUCGCCCGUGUGGGUGGCAAUAUCGAGGUGCUGGGCUUCAAUGCCCGCCAGCGGAAGGCCUUUCUGAACGCCAUCAUGCGCUGGGGCAUGCCCCCCCAGGAUGCCUUCAACUCUCACUGGCUGGUGCGGGAUCUUCGAGGGAAAAGCGAGAAGGAAUUUAGAGCCUAUGUGUCCCUCUUCAUGCGGCACCUGUGUGAGCCGGGCGCUGACGGCGCAGAGACCUUCGCAGACGGUGUGCCCCGUGAGGGCCUCUCGAGGCAGCACGUGCUCACCCGCAUCGGGGUCAUGUCACUAGUUAGGAAGAAGGUUCAGGAGUUUGAGCAUGUUAACGGGAAGUACAGCACCCCGGACUUGAUCCCCGAGGGGCCCGAGGGCAAGAAGCCAAGCGAGGUCAUCUCCUCGGACCCCAACACGCCAGUGCCUGCCAGCCCUGCCCACCUCCUGCCGACCCCACUGGGCCUGCCAGACAAAAUGGAAGCCCAGCUGGGUUACAUGGAUGAGAAGGAGCUGGGGGUUCAGAAGCCAAAGAAGCCCCCAGAAAUCCAGGCCCUGCCAGCUUCCCUGGACAGAGUGGAGGGCGAGGACAAGCAUGAGAGCUCAGAUGGCAAGGAGCGGCUGGAGGAGAUGGAGAAGGCCCCGCCAUCCCCAGAGCAGCUGCCGAAAGAAGAAGUGCUUCCUGAGAAGGAGAAAAUUCUGGACAAGCUGGAGCUAAGCUUGAUUCACAGCAGAGGGGAUGGCAGUGAUUUCAGGCCAGAUGACACCAAAGUGGAGGAGAAGGAGCCCCUUGAAACACAGCAAAAUGGUGACAAAGAGGAAGAUGAGGAGGGGAAGAAGGAGGACAAGAAUGGGAAGUUCAAAUUCAUGUUCAACAUUGCAGACGGGGGCUUCACAGAGCUGCACACACUGUGGCAGAAUGAGGAACGUGCUGCUGUGUCCUCGGGGAAAAUCUACGACAUCUGGCACCGGCGCCAUGACUACUGGCUGCUGGCCGGCAUCGUGACGCACGGCUACGCCCGCUGGCAGGACAUCCAGAAUGACCCGAGAUACAUGAUCCUCAACGAGCCCUUCAAGUCUGAGAUCCACAAGGGUAACUACUUGGAGAUGAAGAACAAGUUUCUGGCCCGCAGGUUCAAGCUGCUGGAACAGGCGCUGGUCAUCGAGGAGCAGCUCCGGAGGGCCGCGUACCUUAACAUGACCCAGGACCCCAACCACCCCGCCAUGGCCCUCAACGCCCGCUUGGCUGAGGUGGAGUGCCUUGCUGAGAGCCACCAGCACCUGUCCAAGGAGUCCCUUGCCGGGAACAAGCCGGCCAAUGCCGUCCUGCACAAGGUCCUGAACCAGCUGGAGGAGCUGCUGAGUGACAUGAAGGCGGAUGUGACGCGCCUGCCCUCCAUGCUGUCCCGCAUCCCCCCGGUGGCUGCCCGCCUCCAGAUGUCGGAGCGUAGCAUCCUGAGCCGCCUGACCAACCGAGCCGGUGACCCCACCAUCCAGCAGGGCGCUUUCGGCAACUCCCAGAUGUACAACAACAACUUUGGGCCCAACUUCCGGGGCCCUGGACCGGGAGGGAUUGUCAACUACAACCAGAUGCCCCUGGGGCCCUAUGUGACCGAUAUCUAGCUGUCCCCGCGAUUUCCCUCUGUUGCAGUGCUCAUUUCCAGCUGAG